Messenger RNA from Vigna umbellata (rice bean), 552 nucleotides. RefSeq lists its product as uncharacterized. The record is from RefSeq and is a predicted model, not a curated record. NCBI's taxonomy places the organism in Eukaryota, Viridiplantae, Streptophyta, Magnoliopsida, Fabales, Fabaceae. Gene Ontology annotation, biological process: root development; shoot system development.
CAAACUCACCAAAUUAGUAGGAAAACACAUGCAGGUACCACAUGCUCACAUUGAUUAUCAAAGGUUAAUCAUGAAUUGCAUUAUACCUAUAUAUAUAGAGUUAAGUGCUUGGUGAAAGCACAAAAACAUCGAGCUUCCUUUGAGAAAAAGAAAAACAGAAAAAGAGUUACCAUGGCAAACAAGUUCCAUGUUCGCUCAAACAGUUUCCCUACUGGAUCUCAUCCUAGCAUCAGUAGAAUAGAGGAAGAGCUGAACAAGCUAAAAACUUGGGAAGCCAGUUCCACAUCCACAUCAAACUCAAUAGGCACUGGCUUGUCCUUGUUAUCAGAUUUGCAUAUUUUCUUGGAAGAUAUUCUCAACAUGGCUUCAACCCAGAAGCUGAUUUCUAACCAUCAGGGUGAGAAAUGCAUAGAAGAGCUUCUAGAUGGUUCAGUGAGAAUUUUGGACAUCUGUGACAUCACAAGGGACACCUUGUUACAGAUUAAAGAAAAUGUUGAAUCCCUUCAUUCUGCUCUCAGAAGGAGAAAGGGGGAUUCGAGCAUUGAAAGAAUU